Molecule: messenger RNA, 1449 nt
Organism: Aspergillus aculeatinus CBS 121060
Lineage: Eukaryota; Fungi; Ascomycota; Eurotiomycetes; Eurotiales; Aspergillaceae
Product: alpha/beta hydrolase
Exons: 2
Coding region: 111-1283 (390 amino acids)
Source: RefSeq, a predicted model, not a curated record
CAUCCUCGAUCACACUCUCAGAGCCUACAACGUUACACUGUCACAAUCACAUUCUUCUAGUCUCUUUUUUCUAGUCUCUUCUCCUUCUUCCUCUUAAACACCACUUCGUCAUGAAAAUAGGUGACAUCGUGCUCUUUGGCGUCAAAUAUGGCUCUUUCUCGGCCGCAAUCGCCGUCGGACUGUAUGCCGCCCUGCUAGGACUGUUGACUCGGCCUGGCUUCCAAGCGCAUGUGGUUUACCUGCAUGCGGUGCAGAUGACCUGGUUCAAAGACCUCACGGUCCCCGAAUCAUUCGGGUUUCUUCACAAUCAAGUCACUCCCUUCUUCAUUCCCACACCAGACGGCCACCGCCUCUUCGCCUGGCACAUCCUGCCUCUUUCCGUUUAUCACCAGAACGAGCGUGCUCUCCUAUCAGAAGAUACUCCGGGCGUCAUCACCAACACCACGACGCGCCACGCGUUCAACCUCCUCUCCUCCGACCCAGAUGCCAUCCUCGUCCUCCACUUCCACGGCGCCGGGGGAACCGUCGGGUCAGGGUAUCGGGUCCCCAACUACCGAGCUCUCGCGGCCGGCUACCCGGCCAAGAACAUCCACGUGCUGACCUUCGACUACCGCGGCUUCGGUCUGACGAACGGCUCCCCCUCUGAGUCUGGUCUUAUCACCGAUGCUCUCGCCGUCGUAGACUGGGCCCUGAACGUUGCCAACAUUCCGCCGCAUCGCAUUCUCCUAUUCGGCCAGUCCCUGGGCACCGCGGUGACCCUGGCCGUCGCCCAGCAUCACGCCCGCCAGUCUCCGCCGGUGGCGUUCAAGGGAAUCAUACUUGUAGCUCCUUUUGUCGAUGUUCCGACUUUGGUGUCAACAUACCGCGUGGCCGGAACAAUUCCCAUUCUUAGUCCGCUCGCGCGGUUUCCGGUUCUGUUCCAGGCGCUGCAAGGGUUCAUCCGCGACCAGUGGAGCAGCGGAGAACGGAUUGCGGAAUUCAUUUACGCGAGUGAAGCGAAUAGCUUGCCGUAUCGGCUCACUGUCAUCCACGCGGAGGAUGAUUAUGAUAUUCCCUGGUGGCAUGCCCGGGAAUUGGUUGCGCGUGGAGUGCGUGCGUCGGGCCGAGAUGGGGUGGAGGAAGCGGAUGUGAAGGUGGAUCUUGGCGCUUCAGGGACGAUCAGGGAGUGGCGAUCAAACCAAGGGGUAAUACGAGAGGAGAUUCUGAAGGCGGGGCUGCACGAUGUGAUCAUGGGAGACGCGGUGGUGUCGAUGGCGGUGAUGCGGAGUUUGGAGGGUGUAUGACGUCAAUUGUCGUCGCUUUGCUAGAAGGUAGUAUCGUACCAUAUUUCUUACUAGAUCGGAUUUUCAAGCCAACCCACCACAACAUUGGCUCUGAGUGCCUCCAAGAAAUAUCAACUUAGAUGAAUCUGCAGGACCCAUCCGCAUGCGACCCAUGGUUCACAGCACU